Messenger RNA from Haliotis rufescens (red abalone), 879 nucleotides. Its product is annotated as histidine-rich protein PFHRP-II-like. Lineage: Eukaryota; Metazoa; Mollusca; Gastropoda; Lepetellida; Haliotidae. The transcript has a single exon. The record is from RefSeq and is a predicted model, not a curated record. Bases 1 to 879 code for a protein of 292 amino acids.
AUGCCUCCCUGUUUUGAUCUUGUCAAUCGCGCCACCAUGUUGGAUCUUGCAAACCACGCCCCCAUGUUGGAUCUGGCAAACCACGCCUCCGUGUGCGACCUUGCAAACCAUGCCUUCAUAUCGGCCCUUGCAAACCACGCCUUCAUGUUGGAUCUUGCAAUCUACGCCUUCAUGUUGGAUCUUGCAAAGCCCGCCUCCAUGUUGGAUCUUGCAAACCACGCCACCAUGUUGGAUCAUACAAACAACGCCACCAUGUUGGAUCAUACAAACCACGCCUUCAUAUCGGCCCUUGCAAACCACGCCACUAUGUUGGAUCAUGCAAACCACGGCAUCAUGUUGGAUCUUGCAAACCACGCCACCAUGUUGGAUCUGACAAACCACGGCAUCAUGUUGGAUCUGGCAAACCACGCCACCAUGUUGGAUCAUGCAAACCACGCCACCAAGUUGGAUCUGACAAACCACGCCAUCAUGUUGGAUCUGGCAAACCACGCCACCAUGUUGGAUCUGACAAACCACGCCACCAUGUUGGAUCAUGCAAACCACGCCACCAAGUUGGAUCAUGCAAACCACGCCACUUUGUUGGAUCUUGCAAACCACGCCACCAUGUUGGAUCAUGCAAACCACGCCACUUUGUUGGAUCUUGCAAACCACGCCUCUAUGUCGGACCUUGCAAACCAUGCCUCCAUGUCGGACCUUGCAAACCACGCCUUCAUGUCCGGCCUUGCAAGCCUCGCCUUCAUGUCGGCCCUUGCAAACCACGCCUCCAUGUCGGACCUUGCAAACCACGCCUCCAUGUCGGACCUUGCAAACCACGCCUCCAUGUUGGACCUUGCAAACCACGCCUUCAUGUCGGACUCUGCAAACCACGCCCCAUGUUGA